AUGCGUGGUGUUAAGCGGUUUGGUGUCCGGAAAAAGUUAAGUCCCCGAUUUGUCGGACCCUUCGAGAUCUUAGAAAGGGUUGGCGUGGUGGCCUACAGAGUAGCCUUACCGCCGAGGCUUGCGGGGGUGUACGAUGUGUUCCAUGUAUCUAAUCUCCGCAAGUAUGUUUACGAUCCGGAGCAUGUUCUCUCGUAUAUACCGACAGAACUUCAAAUGGACAUGACCUACGAAGAGUUCCCGGCGUACAUUGUUGAUCGGGAGGUACGAAAGCUACGGAGUCGAGAAAUUCCAUAUGUUAAGAUCUAUUGGAGCGAACACGGCGAUCGAGAAGAGACGUGGGAGCUUGAGGACAUGAUGAAGGAGCGUUAUCCUCAUCUUUUCGAGGAACUAAGAUGA
Ananas comosus (pineapple) is the source of this 396-nucleotide messenger RNA. RefSeq lists its product as uncharacterized. The record is from RefSeq and is a predicted model, not a curated record. The transcript has a single exon. The coding region runs from base 1 to 396 and encodes 131 amino acids. Lineage: Eukaryota; Viridiplantae; Streptophyta; Magnoliopsida; Poales; Bromeliaceae.